Molecule: messenger RNA, 2166 nt
Organism: Danio rerio (zebrafish)
Lineage: Eukaryota; Metazoa; Chordata; Actinopteri; Cypriniformes; Danionidae
Gene: lrsam1
Product: leucine rich repeat and sterile alpha motif containing 1
Molecular function (GO): ubiquitin protein ligase activity
Source: RefSeq, marked provisional
AUGUUUUUGUUCAAAAAGAAAAAACCCAGUGGCGAUUCCAGGAAACGUCUCGAGUACCAGCUGUGUUUGGCCAAAGAAGCAGGUGCUGAUGACAUUCUGGACAUUUCUGCCUGUGAGCUUUCAGAGGUUCCCUCCUGUGCCUUCUCUAUGUGUAAAGUGCUUCAGAAGAAAGUGUUAAUUCUUCAUACAAAUGACCUGAGGUCACUCGUACCUAAAGGCUGCUGUCUUGGUGCCUUAGCAACAUUAAAGGUCUUGGAUCUACAUGAAAAUAAGCUCACAUCACUUCCAGAUGAGAUCGGACAGCUUUCGUCCUUGCAGGUGCUAAAUGCAGAGAAAAACCAGAUCAAACAGCUGCCAGACACUAUAGGAGGUCUUCUGCAUCUACAGACACUUAAUGUAAAAGGGAACUGCCUUACUGUGUUGCCUGUGUCUGUGGGUCGCAUGAGCAGCCUGCGGACACUCGACAUAAGUGAGAACAGCAUCAGAGAAUUACCCAAAGAACUGGCCAGUGUUCGCACUCUGGAAAGCCUGAUCCUGGACGCACAGGUUAUGAGCUUUCCACCUGCGUCAGUGUGUACAGGCGGCACAGAGGAAGUGCAGCGCUACCUCUGCUCAGAUAUGGGUCUGGAGUAUUGUCCUCCAUCUCAGUAUCUCCUGCCUGUGCUGGAGCAUGAUGGAGGGAAGCAGGAGAUGGACUGUGUUGAUGGUGAGGAGAUAGUCUGGCAGAACAAAUUUAUGGACUAUGAGAAAAGAAAGGAGCAGAAACAAUUGGAAAAGCUGAUCUUUGAGAAAGAUCUUGAAGAGAAACAGAGAGAGCAUGCUAAACUCCUAGUCCUCAACAGCUCUCUUAAAGAGGACGUCCUGCUGUCUGUCAAACUGGAGCAGGAGCGGUUAGAGUUAGGUGUAUCUCAGCAGCAAAAGGCCCAGGAAGCAGAGAGGCUGAAAGUGCUGGAUAAAGUCCGCCAGGCAGAGAGCGCUGUCAUGAGUCGCAUCUCUGAUCUUCUGCUUGAUAACAAACGCCAGGAAAAAAGCGCUGCAUUUUUGCAAGCCCUGGAGAAGGACCGCAUACGAAUGGAACACCUUACUACCAUCACACAGGAAGAAGCCAACUCUCUUAGGAAAAAGGAAGUGGCAGAUGCCAUGCAGAGGAUGUUGUCCGAGAGCUGCUCUGUACGGUUACUGCAGGAGGCCAGAGAAGCCAAGACAAAGUUUCUAGUGUCCGAAACCUGCAAGAGUUUGGACAAUAUGGAUAAGAAGUUUGACCAAGUGUUGUCUCUUCAGCAGCUAGACAAAAGCAAAGCCAUUAGUCAGAUCCUUCAAGAGGAGGAAAUGCAGAAGGCCGCCUUUGAAGCCCUUCAGCUCCAGAAAGACAGCGUGCACGCUUAUAUCCGUAAUCAGAUUAAACUCAUAGAGGCAGAGUUAAUGCAGCUCACAAAGCUGGAGGUUAAGAGGAGGAAUUUGGACACUGAGAACCUGCAGGAGGAGCUGUCUGACCAGAGGACGGCUCUGACUGACCUGCUGCAGCAGUUACUCAAACAGAAGGAUCAGAGGGAGGAGGAGCUCAGACUGGUCUUGAUGGAGAUUGAGAAGAAGAGUGAAUCCAACCAGCAGAACUACUGGAUGAUCCAGUAUCAGAGGCUUCUGGAUGCCAAACCACUGUCUCUGCGCAUGCAGGAAGCAGCGGUAGACAGAGAUCUAGGGAAUCUACUGUGCAAACUCUCAGCUCAGCACUACCUGCCAAUCAUAGCUCACCACCGCAUCACUGCUGAGGCCUUAAGAAGAAUGACUGCCAAAGACCUCAGGAAGUUGGGGAUCAACGAGGUUGGCGUGCAGAAAGCUCUUCUCCACUGGGCCAGAGAUCGAACUCUGUCUGAUCCUUUGCCGAAAACACUGAAAGAGAUGGAGGAAGCUGGUCCAUUCGCUCAGAGUGUUCCACUUCCACAUCAGCUCACUCCUCCACUGACCCCCAGUGCACCUCUAACCCCCACGACCCCAAAUCCUGACCGCUUCAACUCUGAGUGUGUUGUCUGCAUGGAGCUUGAGUCUCAGGUGAUCUUCCUGCCGUGUGGCCAUGUAUGCUGUUGUCAGACCUGUAGUGAUGCCCUGCAGUCGUGCCCUCUGUGCCGUGGCUCUAUAUCUCAGCGUGUCCGUAUUUACCAUGGCUGA